Emiliania huxleyi CCMP1516 is the source of this 1104-nucleotide messenger RNA. RefSeq lists its product as hypothetical. Bases 1 to 1104 code for a protein of 367 amino acids. The record is from RefSeq and is a predicted model, not a curated record. Lineage: Eukaryota; Haptophyta; Isochrysidales; Noelaerhabdaceae. The transcript has 5 exons.
AUGGAGGUGCUCAUUAUCUUACUUGGCCUCAGGCGAGCCGCCCUCAGGCCUUGCUUGCAGGGACUAGGCUCUAGGGACCUCAGCCGGCUUUCGCGCUUUCUAUUUCUGCCAGUCUUCCCGUGCCCAGUGUCGUGCGACGGAGUUUUGUUGAAAAAUUCUAUUUCACUUAUUAAAAUUCUCUUCUCGUUUUUGGAGAACUGCCGCACGUGUUUGUUCGGAACGAAAUACGUCCUGGCUCAGAAGUACGCCCAGCGGUGUCACUCGUUUGUCGGCUACUCGGCGUCCCUCUCAACCGGCUGGCUUCCGACAAAUCGUCCCCCCGUCAUUGAGGCCGGCUGCUUUUUUCGUUUCGUGCUCGCGCCGCCGCCGCCGUCUCCCGCCCCUCUGCUCACCGAAAACGAGGCGCAAGUGCAGGUUGCGCUCGAUGCAGCGCAGCUUCCCUUUGCUGGCCCGGCCAUGCGUCGCAAUGUAAAGAUCUUCAAGAUGUUGGGCGACCGCUUCUUCCCGUGGGCGCGAGUGCUGCUCUGGGCGGACGGCAAGCUGCAGCCAGGGCGCGUGCGCCCGUUCGACUUUCACCUGACGGCGAGGAAUGCGACAGGCGGCGCAUGCGCAACGUUUUUGCGGCUGCCGCCACAUCGAUACGCGUUUGGAAAGCGCGCCUCCCGGCUGCCACCGAGCAGCCUCACCCUCGCGCUGCAUGCCGACACUGUGAUCAAGUCCGCACGGUCGCGGAAGUCCGUGUCCGACUCGCUCUCCACGGUCCAUACUCAGCUGGCGGAGUAUCGCGCCGCGGUCCCGGAGAUCGAUGCGUUCUCAACGGCGGCACUCAUCGACAGCGCCUACUUUGUGCUUCACCGGCUGGGCCUGCGGGCGGCUGCUCUACCGCCUCCGCAGUCGCAGACCGCGUUUCGCUGGCUGCAGGCAUGGGCCACGAGUCUGCCAUGCGCGUGCGGAGCCGCGCGCGGAGCACGCGUCGCCAUCGCGCCGUCAGCGCAGUACCACUGGUACUACACGCACGCGCUGUCCGCACCCGGAGGGCCAGGAUCGCGAGUGCAGCCCCGUGCUCGCCGACAUGCCACGCUGACAACUCUCGCGGCGUCGUAA